CAGAAGUUUGAAACAAUAUUCAAGUGCGAAUUAUUGUAAACUAUAAUGGCAGUUGUUGCAGUGAAAAAGUUGCAAGAGGAAUUGAAAGUUGGUCCGCUUUCGAUCUUACAGGAUUCCGUGUUAAAUAAUACCCAAGUGUUGAUAAACUGUCGCAACAAUAAGAAAAUUUUGGGUAGAAUCAAGAUGUUCGAUAGGCAUAUGAAUAUGGUAUUGGAGAACGUUCGUGAGAUGUGGGUGGAGAACGCUCGCAACGGCAAAGGAAAUAAAUGCAAGAAGAACGUGAACAUGGAUAGAUUCAUUUCGAAGAUGUUCCUCCGCGGAGAUUCCGUAAUUUUGGUGGUAAAGAACACUCCAAAACCAGAGAAUCCUAUUCAAAAAUAGUGUUCAAUGUUACCAACUUUUAU
This is a messenger RNA of Nicrophorus vespilloides, 404 nucleotides long. RefSeq names its product probable small nuclear ribonucleoprotein Sm D2. The coding region runs from base 46 to 381 and encodes 111 amino acids. Gene Ontology annotation, biological process: spliceosomal snRNP assembly; RNA splicing. Lineage: Eukaryota; Metazoa; Arthropoda; Insecta; Coleoptera; Silphidae. The transcript has a single exon. Gene Ontology annotation, molecular function: RNA binding. The record is from RefSeq and is a predicted model, not a curated record. Gene Ontology annotation, cellular component: precatalytic spliceosome; U5 snRNP; U2 snRNP.